This is a messenger RNA of Cherax quadricarinatus, 1603 nucleotides long. Its product is annotated as tubulin beta-1 chain. Gene Ontology annotation, biological process: microtubule cytoskeleton organization; mitotic cell cycle. Gene Ontology annotation, molecular function: GTP binding; structural constituent of cytoskeleton; GTPase activity. Gene Ontology annotation, cellular component: cytoplasm; microtubule. NCBI's taxonomy places the organism in Eukaryota, Metazoa, Arthropoda, Malacostraca, Decapoda, Parastacidae. The record is from RefSeq and is a predicted model, not a curated record.
CGGCGUGUGGCAAGUGUGAGCGCAGGCUUGGCGGUGCAGCGGCGGCGACUCUCACAUCAGAAGCGGCUGUCAACCCUCAGCGAGCACACACACGCAACACCAUGAGGGAAAUUGUGCACCUACAGACCGGCCAGUGUGGCAACCAGAUCGGAACUAAGUUCUGGGAAAUUAUCAGUGAUGAACAUGGCAUCCAGCCAACUGGAGAGUACUCUGGCACUGAUAAGGACUUGAUGGAACUCCAGUUAGAACGAAUCAAUGUAUAUUAUAAUGAGGGCAACCAAGGAAAGUAUGUUCCCCGUGCCAUCCUGGUCGAUCUGGAGCCUGGUACAAUGGACAGUGUUAGAGCCGGACCUCAUGGACAACUCUUCAAACCAGACAGCUUUGUUUUUGGUCAGAGUGGUGCAGGCAACAACUGGGCUAAGGGUCAUUACACUGAAGGUGCUGAAUUAGUAGACUCUGUACUCGAUGUUAUCCGCAAGGAAGCCGAGAAAUGUGACUGUCUUCAGGGCUUCCAAUUGACACAUUCCCUUGGUGGUGGUACUGGAUCUGGCAUGGGCACUCUUCUUGUAUCUAAAAUUCGUGAAGAAUUUCCAGACAGAAUAAUGAAUACUUUCUCUGUUGUCCCAUCUCCUAAGGUAUCUGAUACUGUGGUAGAACCCUACAAUGCAACCCUAUCAAUCCAUCAGCUUGUUGAGAACACAGAUGAAACCUACUGUAUCGAUAAUGAGGCACUAUACGAUAUCUGCUUUAGAACACUCAAACUCCAGAACCCCACUUACGGCGACCUUAACCAUCUCGUUUCUCUUACAAUGUCUGGUGUGACAACAUGCUUCAGAUUUCCAGGUCAGCUGAAUGCUGAUCUAAGAAAGCUGGCUGUCAACAUGGUACCCUUCCCUCGUCUUCACUUCUUUAUGCCUGGAUUUGCUCCUCUCACUGCUCGUGGAUCUCAACAGUACCGUGCCCUUACAGUCCCAGAACUCACUCAACAGAUGUUUGAUGCAAAGAACAUGAUGGCAGCCUGUGACCCCAGACAUGGGCGUUAUUUGACAGUUGCUGCUAUCUUCCGUGGUCGUAUGUCUAUGAAAGAAGUUGACGAGCAGAUGUACAAUAUCCAGAAUAAGAAUUCCUCAUUCUUCGUAGAAUGGAUUCCCAACAAUGUUAAGACGGCAGUUUGUGACAUUCCUCCUCGUGGUAUCAAAAUGGCCUCUACCUUCAUUGGAAACUCUACUGCUAUUCAAGAACUUUUCAAACGUGUUGGUGAGCAGUUCACUGCUAUGUUCCGGCGAAAAGCUUUCCUUCAUUGGUACACUGGAGAAGGUAUGGACGAGAUGGAAUUCACAGAAGCCGAAUCUAACAUGAAUGAUUUGGUAUCUGAAUACCAGCAGUACCAGGAAGCCACCGCAGACGAUGAAGCAGAAUUCGAAGAGGAAGGUGAAGUCGAGGGAGAAUAUGCCUAAGAAAAACUUUUAAAAUUGGUCAACUUUUAAACUUUCUUUACUUUAGUUGAUCGGUGUACAUUCCUAAUUUAAAAUGUACAAGUCUAAUGCGAACAAAUUUUCUUCUAUUUCUUUCUAUUUUUACGUAAUAUGAUUUUUAGCACAGA